CCGAGUGUUCUUUGGUCCGAGUGGUCAUGGAUUCUUGUCGUAAUUGUACUUGAAUUUCCUAUGCUGUCACCCCUAAUAUGAAAUGAUAUCUUCCGCAGAGUGACGUAACCAUCUUCCAUAUUGGUAUUUUUCUCUGGGAAAAGUUUGUGAUAUUUCAAUUUUUCAAGAGAGAACUUGUUUUCAUCGUUGUGAUAAUUAGUUGUGCAAUGGAUUUUAUCGAACGGGAGUUCAUUACAAACACACAGAUUCAAAAGAAACCAAAUGGAUGAAUACAAGUAACAAGAGGUUAAACUCCAUCUUUACAUGGCAUCCAUUCAUCAGUUUAAACAGAAAAAUAUGACGUCUAGUAAUAUCAGUUCUGAUACAUUAAGAUUAGCAGGAAAUAAUACUGGAGACACCAGUAGUCUGACUCCUAUAGUUCAAACUGUUACACCUACAGUAGGUCCUAAUAGUUCCAUUCCUUCCUUUGUUGUUGAACAACCAUUAUGUCAGUGGAUAUUAUAUGAUGAUAUUGCAGAUUCAAGAGUACGUGUGUGGGAUCUGAUUAUUCUAGUACCAAAUGCAGUUUUUGCCAUUUUUCUCCUCUACCGGUUACGGUCUGCUGCUACCAAACUACAGAAUUCAAACAGUCCUAUAUUUAAAGCUUUCUAUGGACUGGUUUUUGUAGUUGCUGGAAUCAGUAUAUUAAGAUGUAUUGUUGCUAUGACAGUUAAUGCUUCAGUUUUAGCAGGGGAUGUAGCAGAUAAGGUAAUAUGGUUAGUGUUACGAUUUUUUCUCCUGGCUACAGAAUUAUCAGUGGUAACAUUUGGACUUCUGUUUGGCCAUCUUGAAAGUCAUGCGAGUAUCAGAAGAGUUCUAAUAGUAACAUCAUUGAUAGCUCUGGCAUAUUCUUGUACACAGGGAUCACUAGAGUUUAUCCAUCCAGACCCAAAGUUCCGUGUUCAAAUACAAGCAAACGAAACAGAUAAUUAUGAUAUUUUUGCACAUGGUGGAAUGAUCUUUUGGUUUUCAAGUUCUUUUUUCUUUUUUGUUGUAUAUUCUGUCAUAUUUAUUUUACCAUGGACGGGUAUCAAAAAACGACUCGCUUUACCUUCCAAGACAUCAUUCUAUUACUAUUGUUUAGCUCUGGCUAUAUUGAAUGUAACCCAAGCGAUUGGUAGUGCACUCAUUUACUACAGUGUGGACAAUGGACGAUGUGUAGUGGAUAUAACAACAUAUUUAUAUUUUACUAUCUAUGAUCCCAUGGUGUAUGUGACAUUCUUGAGGGAAUUCUUCAGUGUUACACAGCCAAGUAUAUUAUUUUCUUAUAAACAUCAAGUAGAUGAAUUAAAUGAAGAGGAUACUGUCAGUAUGCCGUGUCAUACAGGUUAUGAUAAAGAUGAUCAUUAUUCCACGAGUUACGACAGCACUCAUUUUGAUCGACAGAACAGUUUAACAGGCUCCGUCAAUCAUCCCGGUGUCAUGUCUGUUAAUUCAGACUUCUAUCAAAUAUCCACAUAGAAAGAAAACUUAUAGACUAUCUACAAUUAUUUAUAGUGCAAUGUUUGACAGUACUUGUGAUAAAUUAAACACUAAUCUCCUAAUUCUAUUCUUCAGCUGCAAAAUUUUAUAUAUAUAU
Molecule: messenger RNA, 1618 nt
Organism: Patella vulgata (common limpet)
Lineage: Eukaryota; Metazoa; Mollusca; Gastropoda; Patellidae
Product: transmembrane protein adipocyte-associated 1 homolog
Exons: 11
Coding region: 304-1500 (398 amino acids)
Biological process (GO): G protein-coupled receptor signaling pathway
Cellular component (GO): plasma membrane
Molecular function (GO): G protein-coupled receptor activity
Source: RefSeq, a predicted model, not a curated record